Messenger RNA from Ilyonectria robusta, 3232 nucleotides. Its product is annotated as AAA domain-containing protein. Gene Ontology annotation, cellular component: nuclear RNA-directed RNA polymerase complex; nucleus. Lineage: Eukaryota; Fungi; Ascomycota; Sordariomycetes; Hypocreales; Nectriaceae. Gene Ontology annotation, molecular function: zinc ion binding. Gene Ontology annotation, biological process: regulatory ncRNA-mediated heterochromatin formation. The transcript has 2 exons. Bases 28 to 2907 code for a protein of 959 amino acids. The record is from RefSeq and is a predicted model, not a curated record.
GUUACGAAUUACCCUGGCGUGGUGGGCAUGAAGGAGAGACUGUUUUGGUUUCAUCACGAGCGGCUCGAAGGCAAAGCGCAAAGCAACGACGCUCUGAGCACAUCCCACACCAACGACUUUGAAGUCGAAAUGACCGUCGCCCUCGUCUCCCACCUUUCGCAACAGGGAGCGUACGCCCAAGGAGACAUUGCAGUCCUUACGCCAUACCUAGGACAGCUUCACCGCCUUCGUCGCCGGAUGGAAUCCAUGUUUGACAUCUGCGUGAACGAGCGAGAUCUGGAAGAACUCGACGCGCUUCAGGGCGAUGGCUCCGAGGUUCCCGUCUCUCGAACAUCGCUCCUCAGCAAGACGUCUCGCGUCAGCAAGACAGCCCUUCUGAAGAGCGUCAGAGUCGCAACCGUUGACAAUUUCCAGGGCGAGGAAGCCAAGGUGAUUAUCAUAUCGCUAGUCCGGAGCAACCCCCAGAACAACUGCGGCUUUCUGCGCACCUCGAACCGGAUCAACGUCCUCCUCUCACGAGCGCAACACGGCAUGUACAUCAUCGGAAACUCGGACACGUACAGGGAAGUCCCAAUGUGGGCAAACGUCAUCAAAUUGCUUGCGAAGAAUGACAAUUUCGGCUCAAGCCUCGAGCUUCAGUGUCCUCGGCACCCAGACACACCCAUUCUCGUCUCGGAGCCGGAUCACUUUAUGCAAUUCUCGCCCGAGAGCGGCUGCAACAAGCCGUGUGACAAGAGGCUUGGCUGUGGGCAUUCUUGCCCUGGACGAUGCCACGCAGACAAUCUUCAUCUCGCCGUCAGAUGUCUCGAAAAGUGCCCUCGGUUGAAGCAAGGUUGCGACCAUGCCUGUCCUCUUCGGUGUGGAGAGCCCUGCCAGCCAAAGUGCCAAGCGUUGGUCAAAGAUAUCAACCUCUUGCUUCCGUGCGGUCACCAUCUCGCAUCAGCAAAGUGCUUCCAAGCUCAAGACCCCCGGUCGGUUCGCUGCAUGACGAAGGUGUCGCGGACGGUUCCAGGGUGCAACCAUUCCGUCACAGUCCCAUGCUACGAAGAUGUCACCAGUGCCAACUACCGAUGCAAGGCCUUGUGUGGAGACGCCCGGCCUUGCGGUCAUACGUGCAAAGGCACCUGCUGCGUUUGCAACACGCGAGCAGAGGGCGAGAUGGUGGAGCAGAAUCAUGGGAUAUGUAAACAGCCUUGUGGCCGAAACUCUUCCACCUGUCGCCACAGUUGCAUUCAGCCAUGCCACGAUGGCACUCAGUGCAAGCCCUGCGAUCAACAAUGUGAAGUACGUUGCAGCCAUUCAAGGUGCAGCAAAGCCUGCCACGAGCCUUGUGCUCCCUGCGCCGAAAGUACCUGCGAAUCAAGCUGUCCUCACGCUAAUUGUACGGUCUCGUGUGCAGCGCCUUGCAACUGGGUGCCUUGUUCUCUGAGAUGCGAGAAGAUGUUGGAUUGCGGCCAUCAGUGCCCUUCCCUUUGUGGCGAGACUUGUCCAGAUUCCAUGUAUUGUCAACAGUGUGCGUCUCCAGAAAUCAAGGCAUCUUGUGUCGACUUCCUCGAGAUGAAGGAAUACCACGAAGUCGAUUUGAACGAGGAGCCGUGCAUCUUUCCCGACUGCGGCCAUUUCUUGACCGUCUCUUCCAUGGACGGACAGAUGGGCAUGUCAGCGCACUACAAGCUGGAUGACAACGGGCUACCAAGAGACAUUCUGGGAGGCUCCAACCCAUUCUCCAUGGACGACCAAGGUGUCAAAGGAUGCGCUACGUGCCGCGGACCUCUUCGAAAUAUCUCCCGAUACGGCCGUAUUGUGCGCCGAGCCAUGCUUGACAUUGCGACAAAGAAGUUCAUCGCUUGGUCAAAUUCCGAGUACCUCGUCCUUGCAGAGCGUCUCGUUGCGGAACAGGAGAAGUUGGCAAAGACACCCGCACCUCCUAUGGUCGUUGAGUCUGCCAAGAAAGACGGCAACCUGGCUCUUCCGGGUUCGCGAUGGAAACAAAUCAAUACCUUGAAGAGCGUUGUGGGCAAGGAGCGAUAUACAUUCAUCACCACAUACCGGAGCCAACUGAUCGCGUACUCUCAAAAGGUGAGGAAGGAAGAACAACCCUUUCAGAGAGUUGCAGAGCUUGUCCGGUAUGCCAAUCUUCAGCACGGCACAGACAAAACGUUCCAGUACGACCAGUCCAUCAUCCAGGUUAAAGGGUCCCUCCUUGCAUCUGCGUUGUUGAUGAAAUGCGAUGUUGCGAUUCUUUUUGACUUCUUGGGAGUUGUACGUCAAAAUAAGUCAUUGUCUGUCGAGUCAACGGCCCAGUUGGAUCUUUCGGCCUUCUUCCAGGAUUGCGAGGAUUUAAUCCAGUCUGCGCAUUCUACCAAGCUUCCGCGGGAAGAGGUCCAAGGGCAUAUAUUCUAUGCACAGUUGUGUGCGUUGUGCCGUUCCUUUGGCCCCUCUGCGCGGUCGCAAGAACCAUCGACAGAGCCAGCGCCCAAUCCAUCGCCACCAGUUACUGGAAUCCAGGCCAAGACUUCGGAUGAACUGACAAAAAUCGGGGGCGACCAUGUCAAUCAAGCUCGGGGGUUGCUGGAAGAAUAUCCAUCCACGGCUGUGUUCAAGAAGGAGGUCGACGCCAUCGAAGACACUUUACGCGGCAGUUUCUACCGUCCAGUCACUGCGGAGGAGCUGCGGCAAGUCUAUUUGGCCUCAACCACAGAAUUAAGAGGCACAGGUCAUUGGUACACUUGUGCAAAUGGCCAUCCGUUCUCAAUCAACAAUUGCGGCAUGCCCAUGGAAGAAGCCAGGUGCCCAGACUGCAACGCUCCUAUUGGCGGGCGGGACCAUGAAGCAGUCGAAGGUGUGAGACGUGCCACUGGGAUUGAGGAGAUUGCCAACGGAGUUGGAGGACUUGGACUUGAGUGAUGCGUUAUACGAAUGAAGGAUCGCGGUAGGGUUGACGGUAGUCUAGGGUUUUCAGUUGCCGCAUUCUGUUGGACGAAUUUUGAUGUGAAUCUCGUGUAAAUAUCCUUCGAUUUCUGGCCUUUUGUUUGACCAGGAUCUUUGUGAGAGCAGGUAUCUUAGAGUGGUUGCCAGCCAAGAUAGGUCGUGAAACUGAAACUCUCAAGGCAGAAUCAAUGAAGAUAUUGUCCCACGUCCCGAAGGAUCGUCUGUAUAGAAUCUCAACGCGGGCAUGUCUUUUGUGCAUAUCAAUGGCAAUGAUGUUAGACGAGCCCAAAGUAUCAUCGCC